AUGUCUGUUGCCGCGCUCAUGUUGUUCUGCAUGCUUUGGAAAAUGUCCAACAUCAGCACAGUGUUCUUGUCGAGGUCGUUGAUGAGCGAUUCCGUGAUGACAACAUGUAUGUACGACAUUUCCUCAGGAGCUUCUUUUAUCAUUUUCUGUCUUAACUGGUUGAUGCUGGUGAAUGUGUUUUGGACCAAGGCUAACGACUCUUACAUUGUUUCCAGCUGGUUCUGCAUAAUGACUUCCAUAUUUUGUGUGUUGUGUUUGUUGGUGAAGCCGAUGAGUUUGCUGUGGGAUUUUAUAAUGGAGUAUUGUGGUUGUUGGAUGGUAUUAAUUAGGGACAAUUGA
Lactuca saligna is the source of this 339-nucleotide messenger RNA. Lineage: Eukaryota; Viridiplantae; Streptophyta; Magnoliopsida; Asterales; Asteraceae. The record is from the annotation of a GenBank genome assembly.